AUGUCAGUUGCGAACAUGGAUGAUUUCGAUGUUCCCAAUCGGCCUAUACACUCGCAUAGCUGGAGUUCGGGUAGAGGCUCCUCUAACGAAAGUCAAAGGAGGCCCAUCUCUGAGACCUCUCCGUUUUGUUCAAGCAUACUAGCCACAAUGCUCAAGUCUAGAAUACUAAGCUCCCAUCCAUCCAUCAGGGAGCUGAUUGAUGAAAUUUUGGAUGCUGAGAGACUCAUCCAUUGGCAACAUCUCAAAUCUCUUAAGAAAAGAUUUUUAUUGUCUCACAACAGCAACCACAUAGCAAAACGCACCUAA
Messenger RNA from Microthlaspi erraticum, 306 nucleotides. The record is from the annotation of a GenBank genome assembly. NCBI's taxonomy places the organism in Eukaryota, Viridiplantae, Streptophyta, Magnoliopsida, Brassicales, Brassicaceae.